Messenger RNA from Closterium sp. NIES-65, 1413 nucleotides. NCBI's taxonomy places the organism in Eukaryota, Viridiplantae, Streptophyta, Zygnematophyceae, Desmidiales, Closteriaceae. The record is from the annotation of a GenBank genome assembly.
AUGCUAUCCUCGAGUUCGCCAAAUCGCCCACCCGUCUCCCUUUCCGUCGCGCGUCACGUCACCAUCUCGUCGCCCGUCCCGUCGCCCUCUUCGUCGCCCUCUCUCCCCUCCUCUCCUCCCGUCGGCCUCUCUCUCGCCCCUCCCUACCGAUCGCCCUCCUGUCGCUCGCCACGUCGCGCUCUCUCUCUCCGCUCCCUUCCCGUCGCCCUCUCUCUCGCCCCUCCCUUCCUGUCGUGCUCUCUCUCUCCGCGCCCUUCCCGUCGCCCUCUCUCUCGCCCCUCCCUUCCCAUCGCUCUCUCUCUCUUCGCUCCGCCCUCUCUCUCGCUCCUCCUUCGAAUCGCGCUCUCUCUCCGCUCCCUUCCCGUCGGCCUCUCUCUCCGCUCCCUUCCCGUCGCGCUCUCUCUCUCCGCUCCCUUCCCCUCGCCCUCUCUCUCGCCCCUCCCUUCCCGUCGCGCUCUCUCUCUCCGCUCCCUUCCCGUCGCCCUCUCUCUCGCCCCUCCCUUCCCGUCGCGCUCUCUCUCUCCGCUCCCUUCCCAUCGCCCUCUCUCUCGCCCCUCCCUUCCCGUCGCGAUCUCUCUCUCCGCUCCCUUCCCGUCGCCCUCUCUCUCGCCCCUCCUACCCGUCGCGCUCCCUCUCUCCGCGCCCUUCCCAUCGCCCUCUCUCUCGCCCCUCCCUUCCUAUCGUUUUCUCUCUCUCCGCUCCGCCCUCUCUCUUGCUCCUCCCUUCGAAUCGUGCUCUCUCUUCGCUCCCUUCCCGUCGCGCUCUCUCUCUCCGCUCCCUUCCCAUUGCCCUCUCUCUUUCUGCUCCCUUCCCAUCCUCCCUUCUCGCUCGCCUCGAAUAGCCCUCCCGGCGACCUUCGACUCUCCCAUCACUUAUCUCCGCACUCGACACCCUCUCUCCCGCCGCCUAUCCUCUCUCCCGUCGCCUAUCUUUUCUCCCGUCGCCCUCCCGUUUUCCGUCACCCUCCCGUUUCCCGCCCCCCUCCCGUUUCCCGUUGCCCUCCCUUUUCCCGUCGCCCUCCCGUUUCCCGUCGCCCUCGCGUUUUCCGUCGCCCUCCCGUUUCGCGUCGCCCUCCCGUUUCCCGUCGCUCUCCCUUCUUCCGUCGCCCUCCCUUUUCCCGUCGCUCUCGCGUUUCCCGUCGCCCUCCCGUUUCCCGUCGCCCUCCCAUUUCCCGUCGCCCUCCCGUUUCCCGUCGCCCUCCCGUUUCCCGUCGCCCUUGCGUUUCCCGUCGCCCUCCCGUUUCCCGUCGCCCUCCCGUUUCCUGUCGCCCCCCUUCUUCUGUCGCCCUCCCGUUUCCCGUCGCCCCCCUUCUUCCGUCGCCCUCCCGUUUCCUACGCCCUCCCUUCCCGUCGCCCUCCCGUUUCCCGUAGCCCUCCCUCUUUCUCUUCAUUCGCGUCACCUUGCCCAUCAUAA